AUGUCCCACAUCGAAGACGUCAAAGCACCAGUGGAGGCUCACGCCGAGCCUCUCAGUGCUCAAAAGGCCGUUAUCCAAGAAGCCCAAGCGGCAGCGGAAGUUGAGCAAGAAUUGGGAUUGUUGAAGUCCAUCAGGCUCUACCCCAAGGCAAUAUGCUGGUCUAUUCUUCUGUCAACCGCUAUCAUUAUGGAAGGCUAUGACUUGCUGUUGAUGGGUUCUUUCUAUGCAUUGCCUCCUUUCCAGAAGAAAUAUGGGAAACAAUUGCCAGACGGUUCAUUCCAGAUCCCAGCGCCAUGGCAAUCUGGCCUUUCCAAUGGUGCCACUGUCGGUUCGAUCUUUGGUCUGAUGUUGAAUGGAUACAUCUCUGAGCGCUUUGGGUUCAAGAAGACAAUGCUUGGUGCUCUUGCCGUGAUCUGCGGGCUCAUUUUCAUCCCUUUCUUCGCCCCGAGUCUCGAGGUCCUUCUCGCCGGUCAAAUCCUGAUGGGCAUACCCUGGGGGGUCUUCCAAACUCUUCCGACUGCAUAUGCAGCGGAGGUAACGCCGACACACCUGAGAGCCUAUCUCACAACAUAUGUCAAUCUCUGCUGGGUUUUCGGUCAGCUUCUCGCAUCUGGAGUGCUGCGUGCUCUGCUCACACGAGACGAUCAAUGGGCGUAUCGAAUUCCGUUCGCGCUCCAGUGGGUUUGGCCAAUUCCACUCAUCAUCGGGAUUUCAGCGGCUCCAGAGUCCCCAUGGUGGCUGGUAAGGCAGAAUCGCAUCGAGGAUGCCAAAGCUGCCCUUGGUCGGCUCACAUCAAAGAACGGUGCUGUUGAUCUUGACAAGGCAGUCGCCCUUAUGGUGUAUACGACGGAGCACGAGAAGGAGUUAGGAACCGGGACAACUUACUUUCACUGCUUCAGGGGCAUCGACCUGCGCAGAACCAUGAUUGCGUGUGGCUGCUGGCUGAUUCAGACGCUGUCGGGUGCCAGUUUCCGCACGUAUUCGACUUACUUCUACAAACAAGCCGGGUUAGCAACAGACCAAGCUUUCAACAUGGCAAUCGGCCAAUACGCACUAGGAAUCGUCGGCGUCUUCACGGCAUGGUUCCUUCUUCCUCGAAUAGGCCGCAGAACUAUUUACCUGCUUGGCUUGCUUUGCAUGACAACUCUCCUUGUCACCAUUGGCGUCCUGGGAGCAGUAUCGAACCCUCCCACAACUGGAAUCGCUUGGAGUGUCGGAUCGUUGCUCCUGGUGUACACGUUCUUUUACGAUGUCUCCGUCGGGCCUGUUUGUUACAGCCUCGUCUCGGAGAUCCCUUCCGUACGCCUUCGAAGCAAGUCCAUCGUCUUGGCCCGCGCAUCAUAUAACUGUUUGAACAUCGUCACGGGGGUUAUUACACCAUACAUGCUCAAUCCAGGGGCAUGGAACUGGGGCGCGAAGACCGGAUUCUUUUACGGUGGAACGUGUGUUUUGAGUGUCUUGUUCACGUUCUUCUGCAUCCCAGAGCCGAAGGGACGUACAUUUGCGGAGCUUGAUAUCCUCUUCCACAAAAAGACCCCUGCCAGAUUGUUCGCGAAGACCCCCGUAAGUCUGUAUGAGACCACUGCCCUGGACGAGACGUAUGAGAAGGAAUAA
Messenger RNA from Cladophialophora psammophila CBS 110553, 1614 nucleotides. Its product is annotated as MFS transporter, SP family, general alpha glucoside:H+ symporter. Gene Ontology annotation, biological process: transmembrane transport; carbohydrate transport. NCBI's taxonomy places the organism in Eukaryota, Fungi, Ascomycota, Eurotiomycetes, Chaetothyriales, Herpotrichiellaceae. Gene Ontology annotation, cellular component: membrane. The record is from RefSeq and is a predicted model, not a curated record. Gene Ontology annotation, molecular function: carbohydrate:proton symporter activity. The transcript is spliced from 7 exons. Bases 1 to 1614 code for a protein of 537 amino acids.